GCGCUUGUGGCGCGUCGAGCGCUCUCGGGCUCUUUUGAGAAGGGGGUUGGGGGAGGGGGUGGGGGGCUGGGGCUGGGGGUCUACACAAGCACCGGGCGGGCCUGGGCGUUGGGCCUGCGGGGAGCUACGGUUGGGGCUACGGACGAAGUAGCCACAUCCGGGGCUGAUGUGCAUGGUGCUCAUUCGCUUGCCUGCCCAGCCUUCGCGGACUGCCCCCGAAUCGAAUGAAUGAAUGCACGCACGUCCUCGCGAUGUUCAUGCACAUCGCGUCUCGAAAGCGUUCUCUUUCGCAUGAACCUCCUGCUGCGGUGUCUCGAUUUAGAUCGCCCCCGGACUCAACCAUCGGCAUGUGCAAAAUACGCAUCGAGUGUAUUUCACGGGCCCUCCAUGGUCGGCGAGGAUGGGUCCCCUCGGAGAUAUGGUUGGCUAGAAAAAUCACGGCCUAUCGCAUCCUCGGAUCCAAAGACAACCAGAGAAACCUCAUUUUGCAAUCUAUGGUAAAUGCAUUGUAGCCACUAUUCUGAUUCGCUGUCUGGAAAGCUUCGACUGUUCGGAUAAACUUUGUGUCUUCGAUGUCAAUUGAGGUCGCUUGCUCGCAUCCCUUUUUGCUAUAAUACUCGGUGCCCCCCUUGCUUUCGGAAGGGGCACACAAGAAGAUCUUUUUUUCACGGGUUUUCAAUCUCCAUCGAGUGCUCUUUCGAUGCGAGUGAAUGAGCACCUUAUCCUCCAGCUCUACACUUCGGCGGCGAGAGUACUGGGCUUUCAUCUGGCUUUCCGACGAUGCACUCGUUUCUGUCACCUUCUGUGGAAAGACGAGGAUCAGCUUACAAUCACUGGAGAAGAUACCUGUCUAGAUACGGCUCAACAUUUAAGGGGGUUGAGAACAGCAAACAAGCAUGAGAUGCACGUCAAUUCUAUAGUAAGCUUCAUGGCCAAUUUUGUACUGACUGGUUGAAUCAUUCCAAGCACGCUCUGGACUCGUAUGAAUGCCAGUCUACGACUGAAGUUGUUUUAUUCAUAUCAUAUUGUCUGGUACUAUGGCAUACUGUACAGUUUUACCCUCGUUCGAAUUCCACCAGAAACAGUUCUUCUACCAUUCGAGGCUAAGCUGCAUACGGUAGUACCAUGCAGACUUACAUAGCUGUCAAGUGGGUGCACCAUACCCACGAACCCCAGACGUCGUCGAAUAGUAAGAGGUUGUCUCUCUGGUAAAUCUAUUGACUCUUCUCGAGGACAGUGAUGCGGACUCUCCCAUGUAGACCAGGUCAUCGAUAGUUUUACGAUUUCGUGCCUUUUCAUUGUUCUCUGCACUUGAGGUGACGCAUCUUAACAUAAGAAUGAAUAUGAGUGAAUUCGAUAGUUUAUUUCUGCGUGGACGUUCCGAUGCACAUAUUCGUGUCUAGCAUUCUAUGGGGUUUCAGUAUGUGUGCACUGUCUCCAGAAUAAUCCGCAUUCUGUUCUUGGACCUGAGAAAAGGUGCAGACAAUUAUUUUCCGCGAUUGCCACCAUGUAGACUUCCUUUAAAUUCUGUAGUAGCUGACGCUUGGUUCUCCUGAAUUCAC
Marchantia polymorpha subsp. ruderalis is the source of this 1562-nucleotide messenger RNA. NCBI's taxonomy places the organism in Eukaryota, Viridiplantae, Streptophyta, Marchantiopsida, Marchantiales, Marchantiaceae. The record is from the annotation of a GenBank genome assembly.